This is a messenger RNA of Colletotrichum godetiae, 368 nucleotides long. RefSeq lists its product as uncharacterized. The record is from RefSeq and is a predicted model, not a curated record. Bases 73 to 267 code for a protein of 64 amino acids. NCBI's taxonomy places the organism in Eukaryota, Fungi, Ascomycota, Sordariomycetes, Glomerellales, Glomerellaceae. The transcript is spliced from 5 exons.
UUCUCCGACAGAAUCUAUUAUGAGUCAUCUCCCUCGAGUCCCAAUCGAUCUAUGAGCGAAGACACACCACCCAUGGGCGUUGAUGAUCCUACCAGCAUAGCGGGGAGUAUGGCAACAGUUGAUUCAUGGGGGCCUAAAAGAAAGCAGGUCUAUCUAUGGUCAUACUGUGGGUGUGGAGCCAACGGCAAGCCGAUUCGCUCCGAAUGCUGUCAGAACUGUGACCACGCACGCUGCGGGUACUGCCCUGUCUCCAAAGUUCAAAUCUGAUAGCAUCUAGCAUGUCAGUGUAACGGACAGGUCAAAGAGAUUGCGGGAAAAAGGCUCGAGGGGGACAAACGUACGGCGAACUGCCUCUACAUGGAUCGCCA